ACUUUAAAUUCGAAUCUUGAGCACAACAGCGAUACAUUUAAACAUCAUCCAGGCUACUUGCACAUUCCGGAAAAAAAAAUAUAUUUAGUAGCCUAGUCCUUUUAAGCAGUAGACUUGGAUAUCCUUAUCCAGGUGUUCUUUGAGAAGAACAUCAACCACAUAUCUAUAAUUUAUCCGUUGGAUUUCGACAUCAUGACUAACGUUCAAAUUUCCACCAGCACCUUGGAGCGCUUGUUGGCAAGGAGGACCUUCCCUCUUCACGCUCGCACGGGCGUUUGUCGGAAUCUCUUUGGACCGGUGGAUCACGACGAGCUAAACCGGGAGAUGAAAUCCAAACUCCGAGAAAUCUCCGAAUUGGACCAGCGAAAGUGGAACUUUAAUUUCGAGAGAGACGAGCCUUUGCGUGGAGAUUACGAGUGGGAGGAAAGCCCGUUAGAAACCUCGCCUGCUUUCUAUCAUGAAUCUGCGCAAAUUGGGCGAAGCCGAGUUGUUCUGCCAGUCAACCCAUCCGUGGACUCGAGACCACGGGACUGUACUGCUCAGGAUGCACCUGUACAUUGCGAGGACCGUCUUGCUGGUUCCGAAGUCAGCGCUCCCUGUUCAAGCGAAGUGAACCAGGAGAACUGUGCGGAUACGCUCAACUCAGGGAAAAGGUCUCGUAAAGUAAACCCCAACAGCAGGCGAAAAAGAUCUACUGCCAGUGAUCUCACCACAACACACAUCACAGACUUCUACGUGAAAAGGAGACGAACGAUGGGUGCGAAGCCAGGUGAAAAUGUUUGCCAGCAGUCUUCGACCCCACUCCCAAUCGAGCAAACUCCACGCAAGAGAAUUCGCUGAAGAUAUUUGCACUGCAAUUAUUGGACAGUGUCUUCUGCCGUUCGGGUCUGCGAGAUGCCAAGACGGAGGCGGACAGUCUGAUCAUCCGUCGGCCCUGUGCGAGGCGAACAGAGGCGUUUUUGGAUCUCAGGACUGCCUGUCGAGCGAGAGAUGGAACUCGCUGAAGGACUUACGUUCAGAUAUAUGUAGCAUAAUGGUUGCUUUGCAUACAGCCACUUGACAGUGUUAAAUUGUUUAACAACUGUGCAAUCCUAAAUUACUUUAAAAUUGUCUACACUGGCCAAAAGUGUACAGCUUUAAAAGACAAUAUAAAUGUUUUAUUUCUGUUAACUAUAUCUUUUGUAUAUAUAUUUUGAAAGACUAUUUUUAACUUAUAAUUUAUUUAUGUUUCAUUUUAUUUGCAUUAUGCCUUGUUCUACCUGAAGGGCGACGUUUUAUAGUUUUUUUUUUUUUUCAUUAUUAUUAUUAUUAUUAUUAUUAUUGUUAUUAUUAUUUUUAUUGUGUUUUGCAAUCAAUGUAGCUUUUUCAUAGCACACUUGACAGUUAGGGUGCAUCAUGUUUCUGAGCCGUUCUAUUCAUCACUGCCCUGAAUUUUUGUUCCACAAAAGAAGCAAAUAAAACUAUUUUCAUUUAAAAAUCAGAA
This is a messenger RNA of Alosa sapidissima (American shad), 1483 nucleotides long. It is a transcript of the gene cdkn1cb, whose product is annotated as cyclin-dependent kinase inhibitor 1Cb. NCBI's taxonomy places the organism in Eukaryota, Metazoa, Chordata, Actinopteri, Clupeiformes, Clupeidae. The record is from RefSeq and is a predicted model, not a curated record. Gene Ontology annotation, biological process: regulation of cell cycle. The transcript has 3 exons. Gene Ontology annotation, molecular function: cyclin-dependent protein serine/threonine kinase inhibitor activity. Gene Ontology annotation, cellular component: nucleus. Bases 193 to 840 code for a protein of 215 amino acids.